CAUGUUCUCCUGGCAGCGACGAAUUCGAAAGGCCCUGUUAAUUCUUUCUCUUAUAUCUUCAACAAGCGCUCUGGAUCUAUGGCCUUUCCCUCCAAAGAGAUUCAAGGGGAAUGCAUUGCUAGAGGCCGGGUCACUCGCGUUGGGUAAUGACGAGCGUGCAAUCGCGUUCGGUGAUUUCAACGGUGACCAAUUUCUAGACAUUGUGACUUUGGAUUCUGGCGCGCGGAAAGUGACGGUACACAUUUGGGAUCACCAGUCUUUCAUAUUCCGUGAUGCUGCAUCCUUUACGCACUCGGAGCAAAUAUACAAUGUGGUCCCCGGAGACUUUACCCAUGAUGGCACGCUAGACCUGCUCGUCAUGAGUCGUGGCUCCUCGCCUUCCGAGAUCAAGAUGGCUUUGUAUGUUGGCUCUCCAGGGCGUGGAUUCGAAUCAUCCCCGAUAUCCGUCCCUUCGUCAAACGCCGCACAACCAAUUCCAUUGGACGCAAAUGGCGAUCUAAGUAUCGACUUGCUGGGGAUACGGCCAGGCUCGAGUUCCUUAAGCAUUUGGAACAACGUGUUCAAUGGCUCGGAUCCGAACACAUCCGUAUUUUCUGUGACUGAUGCUCCAUUUAACGGUGCAACGUGCUCCAUAUCAAACCCUCAUAGCAAUGCGGUCGUCGAUCUCGACGGAGAUUGUCUAGCAGAUGUCUUUCUUGUAUGUGACGAUGGAACCGGGAGUCAAAGCUUCCAGAUCUGGAGGAAUGACAAGAACGACGGUUUUACGCUUGCCCAAACGGGACGUCUUCCCUCUGGCUUGCAAGCAAUAUCAUUCGCCGAUAUAGACCGAGACGGAACUAUUGACAUGGUGUUUACGACUUGCUCUUCGGUCUCUCCCUCUACAGGAAUCGGCUCUGGAUGCGACAUCCACAUCGCAUAUAAUAAGCAACUGCCGCUCUGUACUUCUCCGACAACUUCUGGACUUCGUAAUGGAAAGAAAAUAUGCAGGCAGCCUGAUCAACUUUGUGCUGCGGAUCCCGACUUUCAGUUUGACUUGAGUGAACGGGACGGUAAUGACGGAUAUGUGAAAUUUCCGGUGACCGACCUCUAUCCAUCAAGCUCACUGCUUGUCCGUGAUACUCGCCCAUCCCCGCCAGUACCAAUACCCAUCCAUCUCGGUGACGCGAAUCUCGAUGGCUUUCCAGACUUGCUCUUUAUCACGACGACUGAUCCUCACGGUGGUUUCCUCGGAAUAGGUGAAACCAGUGAACGUACGCCACGCUUAGCGCUUUCGAUGCCGUGCGCAAAAGGUAUUGCCGGAUGCGAUACUAAUGGACGCGGGCGCGUUGGGUGGAAGGUUGUAAAGAAAGAAGCAGGGCCAAUGAAUCGUGUGCUUGACGCCACUGGUGUCUCAUUUCUAGACGUCGACGAGGAUGGCACGCUUGAUAUUCUUGUUCAGAGGACCGGAGAGCAAGGUCAAGGACCUUUCCUAUUUGUCCAGAAUAAUUUUUUCUUUGACGCCUUCUUCCUCAAAGCCAUUGUACUCAAUGGGGCAUGCGACAACGGCUGGUGUUCAGGGCGUAAUGGUUCAGGUCGCUAUCAUCCUUUCGGAGUCAGCUACUCUGGUGCAUCAUACAAAUACACCAUCCUAGAUACUACAGGUCGUCGAUCAGCUGCUCAAGUCGCACAACUACCACAAACGGCCUAUCAGUCACUUCUUACACCUUACUCGUUCUUCGGUCUUGGACGGACAAAUAACUACAUCGAGAAUCUUUUUGUUGGUUCAACAAAGAAGAAUACUUCACAUUUCGUAAAUAUGGAAGGCGUCAUACCGAACUCGAAGGUGGUCAUCUAUCCUCCGGCUAGUGACGAUGGAUCUUGGAGACGCGAGUUGUAUUUGCGACCAGGAGCAUGGAUUCCUUGGGUUACGCUUACGGUUGUUGUGACAGUUAUCGUGUUGGCUUGUGUUGUGUUUGCUCUGCACCUGAACGAAAAGCGUGCCGACGAGUUGGAGCGUAGGAGAGCAUCACAUCACAUUAACUUCGACGCAUUAUGACCCAUGUUCACUUUGCGUUUCCCAUUUUUGGUCGACGUCAGGAAACGUGUUCAUCGGUUUCACAUACUUAUUUAUAAUAAUCAAUUUAAUUGGUUCAGGGUACAUCCCGCCUGAGUCCGC
Fomitiporia mediterranea MF3/22 is the source of this 2155-nucleotide messenger RNA. RefSeq lists its product as uncharacterized. Gene Ontology annotation, cellular component: plasma membrane. The record is from RefSeq and is a predicted model, not a curated record. Lineage: Eukaryota; Fungi; Basidiomycota; Agaricomycetes; Hymenochaetales; Hymenochaetaceae. The annotation marks the transcript as partial. The transcript is spliced from 12 exons.